AUGAGCAUAAACAAAGACCACACGCCAGGUGGAGCUUCUGGAGAAACCUCACAAUCAGGCAACAUAGAACGACAACCUAUCAGACCAAAGCUGGCUUCCAAGAACCUACCUAUACAGCCUGCCCCGAUCCAUCCCGAUCUAUUAACCAACCAGCUUCCAUUUUCCGCACCUCGAGCGGAGCGCAGAGACGUUCCGACCAAAUGGACUAUACCUGAGCGUCCUAAGCCUGGGCGAAAACCUAAAGAGCCCAAGCAACCUCCAAAGGUCACCAAUCCCAAGCCCACGAACAAUGCAACAACUCAUUCCAACCCCACUCAUGUUGCCAUCCCCGUCAAUGUUGGCUCUUCUUUGCAAGCUAUAACGGAAGUCUCAAGCGCAGCAACCUCCGUACAAACCAAAUAUAUCGAAUUAUUGGAGCAAAGGGUAGAAACUCUUCAAAAGGAAAAAAAGGAAGAGGUAGAUCAUUACAAAACCUUGGCAUCCGAUCUUGAAUCGAAGGCCAGUCGCUAUCAGGAAGAGAACAAUGUAAUGAAAGGUCACCUCGAAGUCUUGCGAACCGAAGUGACUAGAUUACGAAAAAAGCUCUCACUUUCAACACCUAAGCCCGCCACAAAUGUCCCGACGACCGCUGGCCUUCCUAUAAACAUCACCAAGAGGCGUAAUGAACCAGUGACCGACUGCGAAGGAUCACCAAGUUCUGCCGAAAUUUCAACCUCCAAGAAGCCACGACAACACACCACUCUGUCUCCACUCAAUCAACUCGAUCAGCAGCAGAUGAUGCACAUCCCUGUAGUGAACAACACUCAUCGUACUAGAUCUAACUCUAGUCGUGUUAACAAUCUUAAACACGGGCUAGACCCGAGUUUGAUGAAAACGCCCUUGAAUGUUAUGGAUGAUGGCUGUGGAUUGUGUACAUCCGAAGCCGACUGCGUUUGUCGUCAGGUUGGUCUUAGACCCUUGCAUAAGAUUGUCGAUAUCUCUGAGAACGAUCUGUCCAAAAGCAUAUCGGUCCCAAUCCGCUCAAGACCUCGGUCUACUGUGAAACCACCUAAGUUAUGGGACUUCACCGAUCAAUUCGUCGAAUCACAGCCAACGAUUUCAGGUUCAAUGAAAAAUACCAUCGCUAAUCAAGAUAGCAAAGGUGAUUGUAGCGGUAACCCGAGCGAUUGCCCUGCCUGCUGCGACGACGCAUUCGGAAAGGCAUUUUGUACCGCAAUCUCGAACUCAACAACGGCACAACAAGCCGAUACCACCCCAUCUGAUCAGAUUGGCUUGAAAGUUGCUCGUUCGGAUCCGAUAGUUGACAUCUAUACCAAUAUACCUUGCUGUGGAGAACCUACGAAGUGCGGCUCACAAUCAUGUUUUGAGACAAUAGCUUUGGAUGAUCAAGAACAGAUGGUUUCAUGUUCGGACGCAUGGCGAAAACUCAAAGUUCAUCCUAACAUUGGGAACGCAAAUCUACAAUUACUCGCAGAUGUGGUUGCACGUCAAUGUGCUUCAAGUGAUCCUACCAGGUCCAAUCACGGAAUCUCAAACAAUACUCCGAUCGAAAGGUCUGCGGUUGAAGAAAGGGCUAUCGCAAGUCAGUGGUCUCAAGGUCCACAUGCAACCUUGGCUACCGUUUUUGAGAAUGUACAAGAAUCACAAGGUGGAAGUAGAACUGGAUCUCCUAACUCCACUGAAUCUCCUCAAUCCGACCCCGGGAGCACAACAGCUGGGAAUCGAUUGAUCAGAUUCGUUGCUAAACGAUCGCUUCAAGAUGCCUUGAACAUGUUGGAUGGUGCUAAUUCUUGA
Melampsora larici-populina 98AG31 is the source of this 1794-nucleotide messenger RNA. RefSeq lists its product as uncharacterized. The coding region runs from base 1 to 1794 and encodes 597 amino acids. The transcript has 4 exons. The record is from RefSeq and is a predicted model, not a curated record. NCBI's taxonomy places the organism in Eukaryota, Fungi, Basidiomycota, Pucciniomycetes, Pucciniales, Melampsoraceae.